GACAAAGCAAACGUAAAUCAAAGACGUGCACACACAAAUAAUCAACACUACUGUAUCAACCACUAAGUCCACGACAGCUUUCACGAAAGCAAGACCGUGCAUCCGACUCACCACUUUCACUGCUGCUCUCGUUUUGCCCGCCGCGACCUGCUUAAGGUUGCUAGAUUGCCCACACGAAAGCAACUUAACUGCGUUACUGCGCGUCAUCGUGCGGCUUGGCGAGGAGUCCAAUCGUGACGAAUGUCGCUUCGGCCGAACAGCGGGGUGCUUGCCCCGACCAAGCAAGCCAGGAAGUGCGCAGUGCCGACACCAGCCCGCAAGCUGGUGAUCAUGCAGUUCAGGGGCCCAAACCGGGAGGCCGCCCGUGAGAAGAGCCAAAACGUCGAUGGACUUGAAGUCGCGGACGCUGAGCCCUGGCGCCGCAGCGUUGACACCAUGCUACACCGAGCCGCCUCCUCGCUGCAACGCGGCCCCUGCACCUGCCUCAGCUGCCGCGGCGGCGGCACCGUGGAGUGUGCGCAAUGCAAGGGCGCGGGCCGCCUGGGUGCCGCCGCCAUGGAGCGCAGUCAGCUGCUGCGCGGCGCCUUCCGGCAGCUGCGCAUGGCGGUGGGGCUGAGCCACGAGGUGCCGUACUGCAGCUCCGAGUACAUGGUCAGCAACAGGUGCCCUCGCUGCCACGGCCAGGGCCGGCUGCUGUGCGAGCUGUGCACCGGCAGCGGCCUGCGAUUCCCCCACCUGGCCAAGAACCACUGGCGCCAGUGUGCGGGCCAGCCCGGCGCCGAGGGCGUGGCCCCCGACACGGAGUGCACUCUGCCCGAGUAAGGCACGCGCACACACACACACACACACACACACACACACACACACACACGUGUGUGUGUGCCGUAUUGCCGUUGCAUCAUUACAGUACGGUACGGUACAGCGGUACGGCAGGGCUAGUGCACGUGUCUGGUUGAUUGCGACAGAUGAGAAGAGCCUGGUUGGAUCGGAAGGGAAUGUUCCGGGCCACGAGAUGCAGCCGUCAAAGGCAAGGCCGGGACCGAGCAACUGUGUUGCGAUUGAUUGCACAUCAUGUCAUAGUACUGUUUAUUUUGAAGGAUUUUACAGUAGUCAGUCAUUUGUUGGUCGGUACCGCGUGCAUGGAUACGGCGGCUGGCUGCGGUCGGCAGCUGCUGCUGCGGCUGUGCAGCAGCAAGUGCUUGAUUUGGUGUGGGCCGGCGGCACUUGUGAGUGGUCGAGCAACGAAGCUAAAGGACGCACAUGCAUACGGCAUAUUGUCGCAUUCAAAGGCUGGCAGCUGGAUGGCGGACUGGAUGGAUUGAGGUUGGGCAGUUUGGCCCCGGCUGCGCGGCGCGGCGCUACUGCUGGCGAGAGUGCGGCCGAGCUAUUGCUGCAGGGAACCCCGCCGUGCGCGCGCUGGGGCACCCCUGUGGGGGCGCGCAGUGUGGGUGCGCAUGUGUGCUUGCAAUCAUGCGCGCAUCAGCCCUACGCGUGUGAUUUGAUCAUACAUACCGGUGACCAGGAGGCAGGAGAGAGGGAGCACUCCAUGUCCUAACCCGCAGGACAUCGGCGGGCGCUUUAGCAGCAAAUGGUAGCAAAGGGUGUGCAGAAAGGUGCGUGAUUUAAUUAUAGGGCAUAAGAACGGUAGGGUCCUGAGGCCCGGCGGUUCUGCACCAGGACAAUGGUUAGGGGUAAUAGUAAGAGGUAUGAUAUUAUUGCAGCUUGGAAUAAUGCAGCUUCGUGUGUGUUGCCGGCGGUGUGGUUAGCCGCUUGAAACGGCGGCUGGUAAGGUUUUUUGCGUUGCGCGGUACCGUGGCCCCCCGCCACUGGCGUGUGGUGUUUGUUGGCGGCCACCUGGAUUGACCACGCACGCUGCAAAGGGCGGGCAAAGGAAGGGUUGGAGCGUUCGGUAGGGGAGACGCGUAGCCGCAUACACACACCGUGCGUGCUAAUAAGGGCACGUCACGGGUGCGCAGAAUUGGAAGGCCCGAGGCUGGCACGGCUGAUAUGCGUGUGUAGCAGUCCACGUGAGGGGAUUCGGAUUGUGCGUGGCGAGGUGCGGUCGGAGUAGUUUUGCGAAAGAAGAAAACCCCCUGCCUUGAACCUGGCGGGAUCAAGGGGAGGAGGUUAACUGUAGUGUUAGUGUUGCGGUUUAGCCUUUCGGGCAUC
Messenger RNA from Chlamydomonas reinhardtii, 2169 nucleotides. RefSeq lists its product as uncharacterized. NCBI's taxonomy places the organism in Eukaryota, Viridiplantae, Chlorophyta, Chlorophyceae, Chlamydomonadales, Chlamydomonadaceae. The transcript has 6 exons. Bases 241 to 822 code for a protein of 193 amino acids. The record is from RefSeq and is a predicted model, not a curated record.